This is a messenger RNA of Danio rerio (zebrafish), 3131 nucleotides long. Lineage: Eukaryota; Metazoa; Chordata; Actinopteri; Cypriniformes; Danionidae. The record is from RefSeq and is a predicted model, not a curated record.
AGUAAAAAAAACAGUCACACAGCAGCUGGACUUUGGUCUCGGAUCUAUCGAAUUUGACAUGGUACGCGGUAACUUACAUAAAUUCGGGAAGGAGGGCUCUCUCUGGACUUUCAGACUGAGCAAAAAUGGAUACUCGGUCUUUGCAAGACUUUCAGGACUUAUGCACUUUUGAUGUUUUUAAGAGUUUUGGACACUACUACGGGUACGGCGUUGAUCAGCAGGCUCUGAUAGAUCAGGAAUUUAAACGGAUUAAAGGGGUUACAUAUCUCGAUCAUGCAGGGACAACGUUAUUUCCUGAAUCCCUUAUUAAAGGAUUUCAUGAUGAUAUAUCCAGGAAUGUUUAUGGAAAUCCUCACAGUCAUAAUUCCAGCAGUAGACUAACACACGACACUGUGGAAAGUGUCAGAUACAAGUGCUCCUGUUUCCCCCACAAGUCCGAAGACAUGUGGUACAGGUGAAUUGGGAUCCUGGCACAUUUUAAUACAAGUCCUGAAGAUUACUCAGUGAUUUUCACAUCAGGAUGUACUGCAGCACUGAAAUUAGUGGCUGACACCUUUCCCUGGAAGCCCAUGUCAAACAAAGAGCCAGGAAGCCAGUUCUGCUACCUCACUGACAACCACACGUCUGUGGUGGGCAUCCGUGGUGCGACCGCACUUCAGGGAGUUGGCACAAUUUCUGUUUCACCUCGCGAAGUGGAAACAAGAGCAAGAAAAAAGACACAAACAAAUGGAGAAGAGGAGUGCUCUACACCUCAUCUUUUCUGUUAUCCUGCCCAGAGUAACUUCUCUGGCAGGAAGUAUUCACUGAGUUAUGUGAAGGGAAUUCAGUCUCAACAGCUCUAUCCAGCAUGUGAACACCACGGUCAAUGGUUUGUCCUCCUCGAUGCUGCCUGUUUUGUAAGCUGCUCACCUCUGGAUUUAAGCCAGUAUCCUGCUGAUUUUGUGCCAAUAUCUUUCUACAAAAUGUUUGGUUUCCCGACUGGACUCGGAGCCUUGCUGGUGAGGAAUGAGGCUGCUGAGGUAUUGAGAAAAACGUAUUUUGGAGGAGGAACCGCAGCAGCGUAUCUUGUGGAAGAGAACUAUUUCAUACCAAAGCCCAAUUUGGCCAGCAGGUUUGAAGAUGGCACAAUCUCGUUCUUGGACAUCAUUUCUCUUCAUCAUGGUUUUGAAACUCUUCAAAAACUAACAGGAAGUAUGACGAACAUUCAGCUACACACAUUUGGUUUAGCUCGCUACACAUAUACUGUCCUUUCGUGCCUGUGUCACAGCAAUGGAAAACAUGUGGCACAGAUUUACUGUGAUAAUGACUUUCAGAGUAUUGCCGAACAGGGUGCAAUCAUCAACUUUAGCCUGCUAGACUGUCAUGGACGAACAGUAGGAUAUUCUCAGGUGGACAAAAUGGCUAGUCUCUUUAACAUUCAUAUCCGCACAGGCUGUUUCUGCAACACUGGAGCCUGCCAACAUUAUCUGGCUAUCAGCAACCAAAACGUGAAGAGUAAUUUGCAUGCCGGACACAUCUGUGGAGACAACAUUGAUCUGGUUGACGGACGUCCCACAGGAUCCCUCCGUGUGUCUUUCGGGUAUAUGUCCAGUUUUGAGGACUGUCAGAACUUUCUUCGAUUUGUUGUGAACUGUUUUGUAGACAAACCCCUAAUCCUGGACCAAACAAAGCUAGCCAAGCUGAAUUCAGCUGCACCAAUAGAACCGUCAUCGUCUUUUCAUCUGACAUCAAUACCCAGUGACCAACAAAGACAUGCGAAUGGCCAAAUUAACUCCCCUUCACCUGACAGGAUGGCCGUAUCUGAAGUCACCAUGUCAAAAGAUGGAAAGAAGGAUGGCAGCAGCUGUACGCUAACCAAUCUUUUUAUCUUUCCUGUCAAAUCAUGCGCAUCAUUUGAGGUGACAGAGUGGCCACUGGGACCACAGGGUUUGUUAUAUGAUCGUUUGUGGAUGGUUGUGAAUGAGAAUGGAGUGUGUCUCAGCCAGAAAAGGGAGCCAAAACUGUGUCUUAUCCAACCUGUCGUCUGUCUGGCAGCUAACACACUGAAGCUGCAGAUCUCAGGCUCUGAAGCAAUCACUGUUCCCUUGGAUCCCAGUCUAGAAAAGUCAGAUCUGAGAACAUCCCAAAGCAAAGUUUGUGGUGACAGGGUACAGACAGUGGACUGUGGGGAGGAAGUUUCAGCCUGGCUUUCUGAGUUUCUUGGAAAACCUUGUCGUCUUAUAAGGCAAAGACCAGAAUUUUUGCGUGAUAUGAAAUUUGGACAAGGAAAAGGUGACUGUUGUCCUACUCCUCUGUCUCUGGUGAAUGAGGCUCAGUUUCUGCUUAUUAACAGAGCCAGUGUGUGUUUUCUACAAGAAGCCAUUGCCAACAGACAUGACAGUGAUAAUGAAGAGACUUGGAGAGACACAGAGCAGCUUGUUCAGCGUUUCAGGGCCAAUCUUGUCAUCUCUGCACAGGAACCAUUUGCAGAGGAUAACUGGUCUCACCUUACAAUAGGAAACACACAGUUUCAGGUGAUUGGGAAAUGUGGCCGCUGUCAGAUGAUUGGAGUUGAUCAAAAAACAGCCACUAGGACCCAAGAACCCCUUAGGUCUCUUUCUGAAUGCAGAAGUGGAAAGGUGACUUUUGGAGUUUACUUGGCUCACCAAUCAGCAAGGAACUCCACUCACCCUGUUUUAUCUAUAGGCAGUCAUGUUAUUCCAAAGAUAUCUGAUUCGACAGAUAAAUUUUAGAGUUUUUUUUUUGUUUUGUUAGUUUCAUAUCUAAUCGGUGCUUACAGCCUCAUUUUAUAUAUUUUUAAUAAGAGUAUUUUGUUAUAUGUUUGCAUAUCAUUUGCUAUUUAAAAAAAAAACUUUAAACAUUUAACAUGAAUAAUGACUUGCAUAUAAUAGUUGUGAAUUUUAAAAAGGUGUAAUAUAAAUAAACAAAUUCCCAUUAUAACAGUUUAAAACUUUGAUCAUUAAAGUUCCAUAACUGCUGUGAUUAUUAGCUUGAGGAAAUGCGGAAAGUUUCCUGCGCAGAACAUUUCCUCAGUGAUUAUCAUGCAGUCUCCUUGCAGAGGAUGAUUACAUAUUUAGAACAAAUGCAUGUGGGUUUUGUCUAGUUUAAAAAAAAAAAAGCAUGACAUGAAG